AUGGGCAAGUCCAUCGAGCGCAGCAUCGCCGCUGAGCAAGAGUUCUCCAAGCUGGAGCUGCUGUUGCACCAGACGGCAAACGACGCGACCAAGUGCCUCAAGGUCCUGAAGAGGAAUCUCGCCGAGUACGACAAGCGCCACGGACUCCGCUUCCGCAACACUUCACGGUCUUUCAUGAGGAGCGACAUUCGAGUCGCGAAGGACUUGGCCUCGGACUUGCGGCACGUGGCGACGCGGAUCCGCAAGAGCAAGCGCCCAACCGAAUCGGAGGUCAACGCUGCGCGCAUCAGUAUGAACGAGACUGCGGAGGCCAUGAACGACCUGAAAAAGGCUGGGCGCGUCUACGACCAGAACAACGGACUGUCGGGAGGAACUUCGGGUAUCCUGGGCAACGUGCUCGGUGACAAGGACGACAAAGAGAAGGGGAACAAAGGUGGGCUCUUCAGCAACAACGACAAGGUCAAGGACCCCGACAAGUCCAAGGGAGGGUUGUUUGGCUCUGGCGGCAAAAAGAUGGAGCCCCGUUCCAGUGGAGGCAUCCUCAAGUCUGCUGACACGGUGGAGGCCGUGGUGCGGGUGACUUUGCGUGACAGCUUCAGCGGAUUCAACGCCCUCGAGAACCAAAUCUCGGCGACAGAGAAGGCGUUGUCGCCUUCACUGGCAGAACGGGCCAAGGAGGCAGUGGCAGGUGUGGCGAACAAACUCGUAGGAGACUCGAGCUCCAGCCCAACACGGGAAAACAAGAAGAGCGUGAGCUUGUGA
This is a messenger RNA of Phytophthora sojae, 762 nucleotides long. RefSeq lists its product as hypothetical. NCBI's taxonomy places the organism in Eukaryota, Oomycota, Peronosporomycetes, Peronosporales, Peronosporaceae. The record is from RefSeq and is a predicted model, not a curated record. Bases 1 to 762 code for a protein of 253 amino acids. The transcript has a single exon.